AUGAAGAAACUUCUGCUGGUUGAUGUUGAUUGUGGUGUUGAUGAUGCUCAAGCUAUUAUGAUGGCCCUGGCAUCUCCCAAUGUCGAAGUCCUGGGGAUUACUUGCUGUUAUGGAAACAGCAUCUUGGAAAAUAUAUGUAAAAAUGUACUUCGUGUGUUACAUAUUUGUAACAAGCUUGAGAUUCCAGUUUAUCCUGGUGCCUCAUCUCCUAUACUUGGUGGACCUGUGGAAGGGGCAGAUUAUCAUGGAAAAGAUGGACUGGGCGAUGUUCCAGAUCCCAACGCUCCAGGAUUAGAGCUUCUGCAGGAAGAACAUGCUGUGCUUGCAAUGUUAAGAAUAGUCAAUGAACGACCGGGUCAGGUUUCUCUAGUUGCUAUGGGUCCCUUGACCAAUUUAGCGCUGGCCGUGAAAAUGGACCCAACAUUUCCUAAGAAACUUAAAAAUGUGUUCAUCAUGGGAGGAAAUACGGAAGCCAGAGGAAAUACUACAGUCUGUGGAGAAUUCAAUUUUGCAACAGACCCAGAAGCUGCUUACAUUGUCUUAAAUGAGUACACCUGCCCAACUUACAUUGCAUCAUGGGAGUUCACAUGUUCCUGCCCACUAUCCUGGGAAUUCUACCAUGAAUGGGUUAACCAGAAAACUGAGAAAGCUAUGUUCAUGAAGAAAAUAUUUUCUCAUUCUUUUGAAUUCUCAAAAAUCUUGGGGGAAAAUCCAGGUGAAAAAGAAUGGCGUUCAGGGUUUGUUCCAUGUGAUUCCUACGCUAUGGCAGCUGCCAUCGAAGAGAAUUUUGUAACAGAAUACACAGCAAUUGGUGUAACUGUUGAGCUCAAAGGUUCACUAACAAGAGGAAUGAUGGUAGUGGACUGGAGUAACAAACUGAACAAGGAGAACAAAGCUUUCAUAAUGAAAAAUUGUGAUUUAGGGAAGUUCCAGUCCCUUCUGCUAGCUGCUUUAAAAUAAUAAUAAUAUUUUGUAUUGUUAUAAGGACUUACUGAAGUUCCUUCCUCAAGCAUACAUAUAAUGGGCAUCCUGAUCUCUGAUGUUGCUAUCCAAUCAGGUUUGUGUUGCAAUACCUAAAAUUACAUUGCGGUUGUUGAUUUUUUAUUUUUUUUAAAAAACACACCAAUCAAGUGGUAUAUUAAUUAUAUGAAAACAAAAAACAAAAACAAAAAAAAUCAGAAGCCACAUCACAAAGGGGUUUUCAGCCUCCUUUACUAGCACAGAACAUAUAGCUGGAAGAGGGUGAAAGAUACCCAUCCUCUGGGACUCCCAAGAUUUGGCUCUAAAAUAACUCAUUUCAUGACACUGGCCUCCAUUUGAAGAGUGAGCUGAUGGCAUAAUGCAGGGAGCUAAGCCAGUUGCAUAGCCAGAGCAAUAUUAGGUUGGUAGGCAUCAACACUGCUGCCAUUUGUAUUGCUUCUAUUGCUGAAAAAAAAUAUUGUGAAAGGUCCAAAUUGAACUUGCACCACUGAGAGAGAAUCCAUAGGACUUAAGACAUCUCGCGAGUUACCUCAGAACGUUAAAAACCCAUGUUGUCUGGUAGACUGAAAUAGAUGCUUAGUUAUUUAAUAUUGAUUUAUCUGCAAAUAACGGGCAAAAAUUCUAUUAGGGAGUAGUGAAAUUAGUAUACACACAUUGAGCACAAUCUAGAGAAAAACAAGCAUGGUUUUAGAAUUACUUUCACGGAAUAAAUUUGCCAUUAGAUCCAAUAAUGUUUACAUUAACUUUCAGAAAGCACACACCAAUUAUUUUACACGAUAUUUUUUUGUGUAAUAGCCACAUAGAAUAAACUACGUGAAAUGCUGGAAAGUUUUGUUAAUUUAGAAGCACAAGGGGGAAAUAAAUUACAUGAAUAUGCUACAUCAGCAUUGACAGAAGGAAAGUACAGUCAUACCUUGGGUUACAGAUGCUUCAGGUUGCAUUUUUUCGGUUUGCGGACCACCGAAACCCGGAAGUACCGGAAUUGCUCUUUGCGCAUGCACAGAUGUGCCGCUGCAGGUUGCACACACUGCGGGUUGUAAGCGUGCAUCCCGCACGGAUCACGUUCGCCACCCGAGCGUCCACUGUAAUGCUGUAAUCAUUAUGUUCAUGUGUACAGAAUCAGUUAAAUUAAUAAACCACAUCUACAGAUCUGA
Molecule: messenger RNA, 2135 nt
Organism: Podarcis raffonei (Aeolian wall lizard)
Lineage: Eukaryota; Metazoa; Chordata; Lepidosauria; Squamata; Lacertidae
Exons: 5
Coding region: 1-960 (319 amino acids)
Molecular function (GO): hydrolase activity, hydrolyzing N-glycosyl compounds
Source: RefSeq, a predicted model, not a curated record